Molecule: messenger RNA, 3549 nt
Organism: Rubroshorea leprosula
Lineage: Eukaryota; Viridiplantae; Streptophyta; Magnoliopsida; Malvales; Dipterocarpaceae
Source: the annotation of a GenBank genome assembly
AAGGGAGGAAAAGAAAAAAGGAUGUUUCUUUUUUGGAGUAUUGACUGUCUUCUCCUUUUAGCAAUGCCAAAGGUGCACCUACACUUGCCUCACCAGCUCUGAAAAAUGCAGUCAUGAAAUACCCUCCCUUUCUCUCCAACUCUUUUGCUACUUCUCCAAGAGAGCACUUGUUUAGAGCUUCCUAAAACCAAUUCUCUGUAGAUAAUUUUUUUCUUGGGUUCUCAAUGGGUGGUUUGAUUGAUCUGAAUACCACGGAGGAUGAUGAAACGCCGUCUUCUGAGUCUUUGUCUCCAUCUUCGUCUUCUGCUUCUGUGCCAAGCGCUUCUGGGGUAAGUCCUGGUGGUUCUGGUUCCGUGUGUUUGGAACUGUGGCACGCCUGUGCAGGGCCUCUUAUAUCGCUGCCAAAGAGAGGGACUCUAGUGGUCUACUUCCCUCAGGGCCACCUAGAACAUGUCUCCGAUUUCCCGGGGGCUACAGUCUAUGAUCUCCCUUCCCAUGUGUUUUGCCGGGUUGUAGAUAUCAAGCUCCAUGCAGAGGUGGCAACUGAUGAGGUCUAUGCUCAGGUCUCUCUGGUUCCUGAGAGUGAGCAAAUUGAGCAAAAGUUGCGGGAGGGGCAAAUAGAGGCAGAUGGAGAAGAGGACGUUGAGGCAGAAACCAAGUCUACCACACCCCAUAUGUUCUGCAAGACUCUUACUGCUUCUGAUACCAGCACUCAUGGUGGCUUCUCUGUCCCUCGUAGAGCUGCUGAAGACUGCUUUCCUCCCCUGGAUUACAAUCAACAAAGGCCCUCUCAAGAGCUUGUAGCAAAGGAUCUGCAUGGCCUGGAGUGGAGGUUUCGACAUAUCUACAGGGGGCAACCACGGAGGCAUUUGCUUACCACUGGAUGGAGUGCGUUUGUAAAUAAGAAAAAGCUAGUCUCUGGAGAUGCUGUGCUGUUUCUUAGGGGUGAUGAUGGAGAACUGAGACUGGGAAUCCGAAGAGCCGCUCAAGUAAAGAAUUCUGCCCCGUUUCCUGCAAUGUGUCCCCAGCCUUUGAACCACAGUAAUUUUGCAGAUGUAGUUCAUGCCAUAUCCAUGAAAGGGGUUUUCAGCAUUUGCUACAAUCCAAGGGCCAGUUCCUCAGAGUUCAUAUUACCAGUGCAUAAAUUCCUGAAGAGCCUUGAGCAUUCAUUUUCUGUUGGAACGAGGUUCAAAAUGCGUUUUGAAACUGAAGACGCAGCAGAGCGAAGAUACACAGGGCUGGUAACUGGAAUAAGUGACAGGGAUCCUGUUAGAUGGCCUGGCUCAAAAUGGAAAUGCCUUGUGGUACGGUGGGAUGAUAUUGAGGUCAACAGGCAGAGCAGGGUUUCUCCCUGGGAGAUUGAGCCAUCUGGUUCAAUUUGCAGUUCUGAUAGUUUGCUCACAACCAGUGCAAAAAGGAGCAGGGUUGGAUUGCCUUCUGGAAAGCCAGAAUUUGCAUUCCCUGAUGGGAUUGGAGCCUCUGACUUUGGGGAAUCUAUGAGGUUCCAGAAGGUCUUGCAAGGUCAAGAAAUUGUAGGUUUUAAUACUCGUUAUGAUGGCCCUGGGUGUCAGAAUAUGAAUCUAUAUGAAAUGAGGCAGUGUUUUCCUGGUUCAAACAGUUCUGGGAUUGCUGCAAUAGGGAGUAUCAGAGACCCACUUGUGAGUGCUGACAUUCCCUCAAAAAGCACAGGCUUUAGUGAGUCUUUCAGAUUCCAUAAGGUCUUGCAAGGUCAAGAAAUAUUUCCAAGUACUCCAUAUGGAAGAGCCGCAACUACUAAUGAGGCUCAUCAAAAUGGUGGUCAGGUGUCAGGUACUAGAAAUGGAUGGUCUCCGUCUUUCAUGAUACAGGGCUAUAACCCUCGGACACAAACGUCUGUGUCCUCUACACAAGUGUCCUCACCAUCUUCAGUGUUAAUGUUCCAGCAAGCAAGCAAUCCAAUUCUGAACCUAAAUCCUCAAUGUAACUUCAAUAAUCGAGAGAAGCAUAUGUCUAAUAAUCGGCAGGGUUAUUUUUCCACUCCUGAAACAUGUGGAGGAAAGCAGAUGCUGUCUACACGUCUAGAUCAUGGUUUAAGCAUAGGAAGUCAUGGAGGCAUGAAUUCUUUUGGUCAUACAGACCAACAUAUUCAAGUUGACAAUUCACACUGUCUUGCAUCUCAAUCAGCAUGUAGGACUAGUCAAGAUUUAGCUUCAUCAUGUAAAAGUAGCUGCAGACUUUUUGGUUUCUCCUUGAUUGAGGGAAGGCACGACACAAAUAAAGAGGACAACAUAGUUCAAGCUACUUCAGCAUUGGGACCUGUUGUUCCUUAUCUGCCUCGUGUUGCAGAGCAGUAUCAUCCCAAGGCUACAGCAGUGGCUGACCCUGUUGUAAGUACCAAAGUAAGCAACCUCUAUGCCGUAUGAAACAUGCAUUUUGAUAUUGUAGUGUAGUAGUGAGAUAGAAAGUGCUGAUUUGGAAUCAAGGGGGUCUUCUGGAUGAGGUUUACUUGGAUGGAGUGAUCAUGCAGGUCUAGUUUCCCUGUCGCUGAUUAUCAUGAAGGAUGAUUCUGUAUUCCGGUUUUUCAACCCGCUGCAGUCAACCUUGAUAAACUGUUAACAUUGUUUUACAGGGAAUCCUGCAACAUUGUCUCAAAAACUAUGAUAUAUACUGAUGAAGAUGAUUUAGAUGUGAGGCAAGAAGAUGCCAGUAAUAGCUCUGAUUGUAUUAAUUUGAAAUGAUUGAGACAAUGGCAUUUUGAACCACUAAAAACCGAAAUCUGCAAUUAUAUUUGCUGCACUGACUUGAUUCCAUAAACUCCCUUUGCUAUGCUUACUUGUCUCUGUUUCUUCUUUGAAACAGAGAUUCCAUUACAUGUAAAACCUCAAGAACUUUCGUAUGAGAACGGAGAAAACAUUUUCACCUUUUAGUCUUUUUCAACGAAAGUAGCCAAUUUUGGUCUAUUCCUGUGGGGGAACUUACUCUCUUGUCUUGAUUUCCAUUUGAUUAUUUAGCUUCACAAGCUCUGAAUUUUCAUAGAAUUUCUAUAUUCCACAUACCAACAAAACUACAGAAUUUGAGAGAUACAGAGGGAGGAGAGAUGGGGGGAGAGGAAGACGAAAGAUCAAUCGAAGUAACCCCAACGUGGGCAGUGGCUACAGUUUGUUUCAUCUUGAUUUUGAUCUCCAUCAUUAUAGAGCAUUUGCUUCAUCUUUUAGCUAAGUAUUUUCAUAAGAAAAGAAGGAAAUCGCUCUUACAAGCUCUAGACAAGGUGAAAACAGACUUGAUGCUGUUGGGGUUCUUGUCAUUGUUGCUAACAGUGGGCGAAAAGCCAAUUGCAAACAUAUGCAUCCCAAAGGGUGUAGGCGAAACGUUUCUCCCCUGCAACGUUUCUUCAGUUUAUCGUGAGGAAGAAGACAAAUGUAAACAUCAGGGAAAGAUGUCUUUGAUGUCCAGAACAGGUGUUAGGGAGCUCCAGUACUUAAUCUUUGUGCUAGCUUUAUUCCAUUCUUUAUCAUGCAUCCUCACCUCCAGUCUUGGCAUGGCAAAGGUAAAUAAUUUCUUUUGCUCAUU